AUGUCUCUCCGCAAGGCCGUUAAAGACCUCCGUCGAGGUACCUCCAGCAGCGGCAGAACUCCGCCUUCGAAUCCAGAAAGCUCACGGAGUAGUUCGUGUGUGCCGGCAACAACCACAGAGGAUGUCGGUACUUGUCCAGCAUACCAUCCCAUAACAUCCUCUCACAUCCAGCCCUCCGACCCAAACUCAUCACAAAGCUUCUUCGAGGAUACCCACUCCGAUUUCGACUCGGAAGAGGCGCCUCCACCAUAUAUGCUACUCUCCAACGGGGACCGAAAGCCCGAAUACUCGAGGUCAGAUCCUGCUAAAACCACGGACGCCAAUAUUUCUCGGAUGGAUGGUGCACUGUGUCUCCGGUGCAACGCGCGGAAGGCCAAGGCUUGGUAUCUCCGGCAAGCAGCUCGUACAAGCCAAUAA
Molecule: messenger RNA, 417 nt
Organism: Cladophialophora bantiana CBS 173.52
Lineage: Eukaryota; Fungi; Ascomycota; Eurotiomycetes; Chaetothyriales; Herpotrichiellaceae
Exons: 1
Coding region: 1-417 (138 amino acids)
Source: RefSeq, a predicted model, not a curated record